Messenger RNA from Homarus americanus (American lobster), 1553 nucleotides. Its product is annotated as NK1 transcription factor-related protein 2-like. The coding region runs from base 112 to 1149 and encodes 345 amino acids. The transcript is spliced from 2 exons. Gene Ontology annotation, biological process: cell differentiation; regulation of transcription by RNA polymerase II. The record is from RefSeq and is a predicted model, not a curated record. NCBI's taxonomy places the organism in Eukaryota, Metazoa, Arthropoda, Malacostraca, Decapoda, Nephropidae. Gene Ontology annotation, cellular component: nucleus. Gene Ontology annotation, molecular function: RNA polymerase II cis-regulatory region sequence-specific DNA binding; DNA-binding transcription factor activity, RNA polymerase II-specific.
AGGAACACACGCGAGGAGUGAGACGAUCUUUGUAACACACGCUGGCCACAUAACACGGCUCAACCACCAUGAAGUGUUGACUUAUAAAGUGUUCACAACAAGUUUAUCGACAUGGAUUCUCGGUCUAUCUCGCCAGACUCAGUAUUGUCCAUGGCUAAACCAGUGUCUGUGGCCACCACCACCUCGCCCAUGGACCUCAGCUACUCCGUCGUUAGUAAGCUCAACACAGACGCCCAGAGACACUCUACCAACACCAGUGCCGAUUGCAGUAGUCCUUCCUGCACCGCCAGACCACCGCACGUUGACAACAACACGACUACUGCCGCCGCCGCCGCCGCUAUCCCCACCACAACUUCCUCCGUCGCUGGCAGCCCUCACGCUCCCAACAGAUCCCCGGAGACGCAGAACACAUCAGCAGAGAGUCAGAACAGCCCGGAGCCAUACCCGCGGGAGGCCACCAAGAACCAGGGCCACACGGACACCCUGGGCGGCAGACACACCUCCUUCUCCGUCGUGGACAUCCUCGACCCUAACAAGUUUGUGGGUCGCGUCCAGGUCACCUCCAGCGAGGUCACCUCCUCCAUAGACGACGCCCGCCUCCACCCCGACACCUCCACCAUUUGUGAUUCGGACUCUGAGGUGAGCGUGGGAGGCGGCGGAGGUAGCGACGAAGGAGGCGACGACGACAACACGGGCGAGGACCUGGAGGAGGGAGGUGGAGGCGCCCCUAAGAAGCGACGGUGUGACGCUGGCGGCGGUAAGCCCCGUCGAGCCAGGACCGCCUUCACCUACGAGCAGCUGGUGUCCCUGGAGAACAAGUUCAAACAUACGAGAUACCUGAGUGUGUGUGAGAGACUCAACCUGGCCCUGGCGCUCAACCUGACGGAGACACAGGUGAAGAUCUGGUUCCAGAAUCGUCGAACCAAGUGGAAGAAGCAGAACCCCGGAUGUGACGUCAACACGCCCACACAGCCGCCAAGCCCGCCGGGUAUGUUGUCGUACCACGGCGGGGGCUUCCUGCCACAGCCGGGUCCUCCUCUACUGUGUCCGGCGCCCCUGGCUUACCUGGGCCACGGAGGGACUACAGCGGCGGGCUUUCCCACUCAGGGCGCCCUCACCGCCCUUUAUCUCCAUCACUUGAAGAACUGACAAGCCGCCUACGACCAGUCACGCCCACCGUCACCACCAGUUGCCACUGCAGACCCGCGAUGAGAACGCCCUUCCGCUACACUGGCACUGCCGCCCUCGGUGUUACCUUGGCCCUACUGACAGACAGAGGGUCCGUCGUCGUCUUCUGGUUUCAGGGACGCCCAGUCGCUGCACGCCCACACGCCCGUGCCAACCCACAGUUGACGAAAGGGGGUAUUUCCGCCGCCCUACUGACAGGGAAGCGGGUGGGGGUGUUCUGUCAUCGACUUCAAGCUCCAGUGACGCCCAGCCGCCGCACGCCCACACGCCCCCUAGCCACGUGGGCGACCUGAGCGAAGUGUCUACGCACCAACACGUAAAAAAAUACCAAAGUGCAUGUGUGUGUGUGUGUGUGUGUAUGUGUG